Sorex araneus (European shrew) is the source of this 3546-nucleotide messenger RNA. RefSeq names its product PR/SET domain 8 (gene PRDM8). Gene Ontology annotation, biological process: regulation of DNA-templated transcription. Bases 544 to 2625 code for a protein of 693 amino acids. Gene Ontology annotation, cellular component: nucleus. The transcript has 6 exons. Lineage: Eukaryota; Metazoa; Chordata; Mammalia; Eulipotyphla; Soricidae. The record is from RefSeq and is a predicted model, not a curated record. Gene Ontology annotation, molecular function: protein binding.
CAAAAUCCUUCCUUGGUCUCCUGGGCCCGGGACUCCGACCUGGGGAGGGGCGCGGUGCCCGGUCGCCCCCCGCGCGCUGUGAGAUGUCAGAGCUGCCGGAAGAUCAGAGUCACGCGGUCUGCGCCUUUUCCUAGUCUCACACGCCAGGCUUACCUGAUUGCAACGCUGGACGGAAGCGAGGAGCCGGGAAACUGUGGCGAGACGCCCCCAGCGGAGACCGUCCGCAGCCCCCGCUGCACAUGUGUCCACGCCUUGCUGCGGACGGCACGUCGUUCUCACCGGCGGCUGCCCUCGAGGAAAGGGACCGAGCGCGCAGACCGGGCUCCGGGUACCUGCAGCCCCUCCAGCCGCCCUGCCGCGCCUUCCCGCCGGACAAGAGACGCUCUCCGGAGCCCGCCUCGGCAGCGCCUGCCAGAGAAGCCCCAUCCGGCGCCCUUAGCCAUGGCCAGGCGCUGAGAGCAUCCGCGGGAGCACCCCUCCAUCGCACCUCCCGGGCUCGAGGUGGCCUUCGGGGGCCCAGCGGCUUCUGACCUUCUUCUUGUGAUGGAGGAUUCGGGCAUCCAGCGAGGCCUCUGGGAUGGAGAUGCCAAGGCUGUGCAGCAGUGUCUGACAGAUAUUUUUACCAGCGUCUACACCACCUGUGACAUCCCCGAGAAUGCCAUAUUUGGGCCCUGCGUCCUAAGCCACACGUCCCUGUAUGACAGCAUAGCUUUCAUAGCGCUCAAGUCCACGGACAAGAGAACAGUCCCUUAUAUCUUCCGGGUGGACACCUCUGCGGCCAACGGUUCCUCAGAAGGUCUCAUGUGGCUGCGGCUUGUCCAGUCUGCCCGAGAUAAAGAGGAGCAGAACCUUGAAGCCUAUAUCAAAAACGGACAGCUGUUUUACCGCUCUCUCCGCAGGAUUGCCAAAGACGAGGAGUUACUAGUUUGGUACGGGAAAGAACUGACUGAGUUACUCUUGCUCUGCCCCUCUCGACCCCACAGCAAGAUGAAUGCGGGGUCGUCCCCUUACACAUGCCUGGAAUGCAGCCAGCGCUUCCAGUUCGAGUUCCCCUACGUGGCGCAUCUGCGCUUCCGCUGCCCCAAGAGGCUGCACAGCGCCGAUCUGAGCCCCCCCGACGAGCAAGGCGGCGGCGGCGGCGGCGGCGUCGUGGGCACCAAGGACCACGGGGGCGGCGGCGGUGCCAAAGACCCGCAGCCACCGCGGCAAGACGCCUCCCUGGGCCCGGGCCCCAAGUUCUGCAAAGCCGGCCCCAUCCACCACUACCCGGCGGCCUCCCCCGAGGGCGCCAACCCGCCCCCCGUCGGCGGCGGCGCUAAACCCUCCACGGACUUCCACAAUCUGGCCCGGGAGCUGGAGAACUCGGGCGGCGGCCGCAGCUGCUCCCCGGGCCGGAGCCUGGGCGGCGGCGGCGGCGGCGGCGGCGGCGGCCACCAGGAGGCGGAGCUGAGCCCCGACGGCCACGCGGCGGGCGGCGGCAAAGGGAAGAGGAAAUUCCCGGACGAGGCGGCCGAGGGCGGCGGCGGCGGCGGCGGCGGCGCGGGGCUGGUGGCGGGCCGGAGCCGCUUCUCGGAGCGGCCGCUGCCCGUGCCCAAGGAGGACCUGGUGUGCACGCCGCAGCAGCAGUACCGCGCGCCCGGCAGCUACUUCGGCCUGGACGACGGCGGCCGCCUGUUCGCGCCGCCCAGCCCCGAGACGGGCGAGGCCAAGCGCAGCGCCUUCGUGGAGGUGAAGAAGGCGGCGGCGCGCGCGGCGGGCUUGCAGGAGGAGGCGGCGGCGGCGGCCGACGGCGGGGGCGCCGACGAGCAGGACGCGGGCGGCGGCGGCGGCGGCGGCGGGGGCGGCGGGGGCUCGUCCACUCCGGUGGCGGCGUCCCCGCGGCCCGGGGCCCCGCUGUCCGGCCGGCUGGAGGGCGGCAGCCCGGCGCGGGGCAGCGCCUUCACGUCGGUGCCGCAGCUGGGCGGCGCGGGCGGCGCGGGCGGCGCGGCGGGCGCGGGGGGCGCGGGGGGCGCGGCGGGCGCCGGACCCGGCGCGGCGGCGUCGGACGAGCGCAAAAGCGCCUUCUCGCAGCCCGCGCGCUCCUUCGCGCAGCUGCCGCCGCUGGUGCUGGGCCAGAAGCUGGGCGCGCUGGAGCCCUGCCACCCCCCCGACGGCGUGGGGCCCGCCAGGCUCUACCCCGCCGCCGCCGCCGCCGCCGCCGCCGACCCGCUGGCCGUGAAGCUGCAGGGCGCGGCCGAGCUGGGCGCGGGCUGCGGGGGGCUGCCCAAGCAGAGCCCCUUCCUCUACGCCACCGCCUUCUGGCCCAAGAGCUCGGCGGCCGCGGCGGCGGCGGCGGCGGCGGCGGCCGCGGGACCCCUGCAGCUGCAGCUGCCGUCGGCGCUCACCCUGCUGCCGCCCUCCUUCACGUCGCUGUGUCUGCCCGCGCAGAACUGGUGCGCCAAGUGCAACGCCUCGUUCCGCAUGACGUCCGACCUGGUGUACCACAUGCGCUCGCACCACAAAAAGGAGUACGCCAUGGAGCCCCUGGUGAAGCGGCGGCGGGAGGAGAAACUCAAGUGCCCCAUUUGCAACGAGUCCUUCAGGGAGCGCCACCACCUGUCCAGGCACAUGACCUCGCAUAACUGACGCCGGAGGGCUCCCCGCUCUCCUCCCCGCAGCCCCCCUGCACCGCCCCGCCCAGCCACCUGCAGGAAUAGACACGCGAGGACGCCCACCGCCUCCCUGUGACCUGAACCGCGUGCAAACGCACACACGCACACACACACACACAUAUAUACACACGCGCACACGCUCACGCACGCACACAUAUACACGCGCAUACCCACACAUGCACACGCGCACGCACACAUACGCGUACACACAAGCACGCACAUGCGUUCACACACAAGCACGCACACAUACAUACGCGCCCGCACACACAUACACACAUUCAAGUGCAUGCACACACAUACACAGCACACACACGCACACAUACACACGCGCACGCACACACGCACCCACACACACGACAGGCUGGUGGAUUUUAGAUUAGGUGGGUUGUUUGAGGCAUUUUUCUUUUUGUUUUCGAAUGCACGCAUUUUCACUUUCCCAAAAACAAAAGUACAUUUUUUAAAAUGUCAUAUAUUGCAGCAUAUUGAUGCAUUUGUCAUACGUUUCUACUUAAAUUAUUAAGCACUUACGGUUUAGAUGUAAUAAUUAUAUGUAAGGGCAAAAUUUAUUUUAGAUAUAAAGGAGGGUGAGAUGCUUUCUGCAUUUCUUGAGGACAGUUUGCGUUCUUACAAAAAAGAAAACAAAUAAAAAAGGGUCACCAUUCAAUUUAAGUUUCCAGGGAGAAGUGCAUGUAUCAUGAAAUGAUUAUGGACUUCAAUGAAGAAUGUCAUCAUUAUGUAAAUAUGUAUUUCCUUUUAAUACAAAGUGUAAUUUUGUGCCCGUGAAAUGGAGUCUGAAUAGUUAUGUGUUUCUUUUAUCCCUGGAAAGAUUUAUUAAACUUUAUAGAUUAUCCGGGUAUGUUGGAUGCUUUGACAAUAAAUGACUAUUUUCAUCAGA